Magnolia sinica is the source of this 2150-nucleotide messenger RNA. RefSeq lists its product as uncharacterized. The record is from RefSeq and is a predicted model, not a curated record. The transcript has 7 exons. The coding region runs from base 293 to 1798 and encodes 501 amino acids. NCBI's taxonomy places the organism in Eukaryota, Viridiplantae, Streptophyta, Magnoliopsida, Magnoliales, Magnoliaceae. Gene Ontology annotation, molecular function: phosphoprotein phosphatase activity.
AGAUGAAUUCAGAUCAGAACCGUUCGUGGAUAUCGUGGGAAAUUGGACAAGUCUCCGUGUGAAAGUGGAAGUUGGAGGGUCUCGCUUCGAUCAUGUUUCGUUUUUUUCUCCCUCUCCUUCUGAGAGAGAGUUGGUGCAGCUAUAUUCAGAGAUUCUUCUGGAACUCUUCUCUGUUUGUUGCUGCUAUUAUCUCUUUGCUUUAUGGAAAUGUGUACAUACAUGUUUUUUCAUUGCCAUUCUCAAUAUUGAUAGCGGUGCAGCCACAAGUAUUGAUCAUGUGCCGGCGUUACACAUGAAGGGAAAGCCGAACAUGGGUCAAUUAACAGAAGGACAUGGCCUUCAUGUGUGUCGCCAGUCAACCAAAAUAACCAAAAGCCCGCGGUUUCAAGUAAAAUUAUCUGAACAGGCAGCAAAGCUGGACAGUUCCAUUGAAAAUCAUCAGGAAGCAGCUUCCAAAGUUGAAGUAUCUGGUCAGGACACUGAAAGCACUGAAGACAAUGACCUCCAAGAGUUGUCAGCUGGAGCUCAAAACUCUUCGUUGUCUUUAUUUGAUUCCUUGUAUGUUGUAAAAUCGGGGUCUCUUCCAGCCACAUGCCCAUCUAUCUCAGGGACACUCUUCUCACCCAUAUUUGAGCCCAAUGAAGCACACUGUAACCCAAUAAAUGAUAUUAGUGCAGCUGUAAAUAAAGAACACCCUGGGCUUUAUGGGGCCACUGACGACAGUGAUGAUGGCGGCAAUAGUUCUUCCAGUGAUUAUCUAACUUGCAACGUAUCCGAUGUCUACAUCUCUGACACAAAUGUUGCUAGUUUAUCCUUUGAUGAAAUUACAGGACUUGAUGAUAUGACAACAGCUGAUCUCUUUCCUGAUUAUGGAUAUACUAAUCCUGAUACGAUAUUCGAUACGGCGGAGGGAUACAUGAUACUGCCUUUCCUUGAGGAAGCUGUUGAAACAAGCAAUUUCCUUGAUGGGGAAUCAUUUGAAGAAGCUGCCAUGAACUCUGAUAAUGCAUGCUUGUAUCUUGCAAUGCAGCAGGUGAAGCCAUCCAAUGAGGAAUCUGGCGUCAGUUGUGAUUCUGGAGACCCGGAUGAAGCAGAUGGCUUCGAUCCUCAUAUAUUCAUUAGAAACUUACCAGACCUGUCUGAGGUGGUUCCGUCUCUUCGGCCUGUAUUGUUACCAAAGGAAUCACGGAAAAGGAAGCCUAUCACCUUAGUACUUGACCUGGAUGAAACGCUUGUCCACUCUAUGCUGGACCAUUGUGAGGAUGCAGACUUCACCUUUCCUGUAUAUUUCAAUAUGAAAGAGCACACCGUGUUUGUACGUCAGAGACCCUACCUUCAGAUAUUCUUGGAGAGAGUGGCAGAGAUGUUUGAAAUUAUCGUCUUCACAGCUAGUCAAAGCAUCUAUGCUGAACAGCUACUAAAUAUGCUGGAUCCAGACAAGAAGCUUAUUUCUCGGCGUCUUUAUCGAGAGUCAUGUGUAUUUUCAGAUGGUAUCUAUAUGAAAGAUUUGACGGUGUUGGGACUUGACCUAGCAAAAGUUGCUAUAAUUGAUAAUUCCCCGCAGGUUUUUCGGUUACAAGUGAAUAACGGGAUCCCUAUCAAGAGUUGGUUUGAUGACCCUUCAGAUCGUGCACUAAUUUCUUUAAUUCCCUUCCUAGAGACCCUGGUUGAUGCUGAUGACGUCCGUCCUGUAAUUGCAAAACAAUACGGUAAUAAGGACGAGCGGCCCAUCUUCCCUUCUCCGUUGAAAGUUCGGCCCAACUCUCCUCUCCGAACUGAUGCAUCAACUAUAAAAUAAGUUACUCAAAUACAACUACUCUUAUUGUUAGGAGGAGAAAGUAUUACAACUCGCCCAGGAAUCAUCUAUGGUGGGAACUUCUAGAUGUAUGGUCUGGAUUAUCACAUGGUGGGUUAGAAGGGGCGAACAGAUUCGGCUAGCCUGAAGGCUCUUUUAAUUUAUGUGGGUUGUGUUAAAACUAGGUUUUUUGUCGUCAUUUUUUCUUUUCUUUUCUUUUCUGCUGAGAAAGAUGCAUUUAUUGCAUACAGUGUAUGUGAAUGAUUUCACAUUGAAAUAGUUGUGAUGGACUUCCAAUUGCUUCUACAUGUAUAUACUGUUAUGGAUAUGCAUUGGAUCAAAAGCUUAAUUUGCA